This is a messenger RNA of Saccharomyces kudriavzevii IFO 1802, 1923 nucleotides long. RefSeq names its product Atg20p (gene ATG20). Bases 1 to 1923 code for a protein of 640 amino acids. The record is from RefSeq and is a predicted model, not a curated record. NCBI's taxonomy places the organism in Eukaryota, Fungi, Ascomycota, Saccharomycetes, Saccharomycetales, Saccharomycetaceae. Gene Ontology annotation, biological process: retrograde transport, endosome to Golgi. The transcript has a single exon. Gene Ontology annotation, molecular function: phosphatidylinositol binding.
AUGUCAGACUCAAAUGAUGUCCGGGAAAAUACUAAAUUGAACACGGAAGCUCAGAACGCAGGAGAGGCUGAACUACCACAUGGAACGACAGAAUAUGCAGAAGGGCCAGUAAUUUCUAAGAAAGACGUUAAAUUGGCAAAAAAAAAGAGAUCAAAAAAGAGCGGGUCUGGAGGCGGCGAAAACAAUAAAAUAGAAAGUGAGUUAGUACAUACCGCUCUGUUAGAGAAUGACAACCCAUUCAUGGAGGAGCAGCCUGAAGGACUAAAAAAAUCAACUCUACUGGAGAUACCUGGUAUGAAAAGCCAUAAAUUAAGAAAUCCGAAUGAAGAUUAUGAAGAUGAUUCGGAGGGGUUGCUGCCUUUGAACCAUGAAUCGAAUACAGAAACGUGUAGAACCAGUCUAAGUGGAAGUAUUAAUUCUAUGAACGAGGAAACUCCUCCAUCUGAGGAAUUUUUUGUAAGGAACAGAAAAAAGUCUGCCAGAAUACACAUACUUGAGGCGAAAAGAGUAUCGGAAGGUCAAGGUAGAGCCUACAUUGCCUAUGUCAUUCAAUUUGAAAAUUGCAUUGUUCAGAGACGGUAUAGCGAUUUUGAGAGUUUAAGAAGUAUCUUGAUAAGAUUAUUCCCUAUGACGUUAAUACCGCCGAUACCAGAAAAGCAAUCAAUAAAAAAUUAUGGCAAGUCAAUAACCGGAUCGAGCUCAAAAUAUCUGUUGCCCUCUGAAGGCUCUGGUUCGGUAGAUCUGUCUUUAUCCGUGAUACAUGCAUCGGUCAAUAAUAGCGAUGAAAAAUUAAUACGACAUAGGAUAAGAAUGCUCACUGAAUUCUUGAAUAAACUUCUGACCAACGAGGAAAUUGCGAAGACCUCCAUAAUUACUGAUUUUUUGGAUCCCAAUAACCAUAAUUGGCAUGAAUUUGUUAAUAGCUCGGCUACUUUCUCAUCUUUGCCGAAAAGCAUCCUGCAAUGCAAUCCAGUAGAUCCCACUAAUACUACCAGAAUUCAUGCCACUUUACCAAUACCAGGCUCCUCAUCACAGCUAUUGUUAAAUAAGGAAACGGGCGACAAAAAAAUUGACAAGGAAAGAAGUAAGUCGUUUACUAGUAUCGAACAGGAUUAUAAGCAGUACGAAAACCUGUUAGAUAAUGGGAUUUAUAAGUAUAAUAGACGGACUACAAAGACAUAUCAUGACCUAAAGACAGACUAUAAUGAAAUUGGUGAAGUAUUUGCGCAAUUUGCUCAUGAACAGACUCAAGUCGGAGAAGUAGUGGAACAACUUUCUUACUUGAGCAACGCCUUUUCAGAGUCCUCAAUGGCCCUGGAGAAACUAGUUGGAAGAUUAUACUACAACAUAAAUGAGCCUUUAAAUGAGUCAGUUCAUAUGGCGACAUCCGCAAGAGAACUCAUUAAAUACAGAAAAUUGAAACACCUCCAAAAUGAAAUGAUUAGAAGGUCCUUGAAUUCCAAAAAAUCGCAAAUGGAAAAAUUGGAAGCGCAAAGCAAUGAAUACAAGGACGUUGAUAAAAUAAUAGAUAAUGAAAUGUCUAAAAGUCACACUAUUAAUCUGGAACGUCCAAACAACAGCGGGAAUGGCGGGAAGUCAUACGGUGGGAAACUGUUCAAUGGAUUCAACAAAUUGGCAUCUAUGGUUAAAGAUUCCGUGAAAUAUCAAGAAACAGAUCCCCACACAGCAAGCGUUAAUCUGAGAAAAGAAAUCGAACAACUUUCCGAGUCCUUGGAAGUUACCGAAAACGAUUUGAAGGUUAUUUCAAAAGUCAUCAAGGAUGACCAGUUACCCAAAUUUUCAAAGGAAAGAGAGGUUGAUUUGUCAGAGAUCCUAAAACAUUAUGCCAGGUACAUGAAAAAUUACGCUCGGAAAAAUUUGGAGAUUUGGAGAGAAGUCAAGAAACAUCAAGAUCUUGCAUAG